Messenger RNA from Gallus gallus (chicken), 3952 nucleotides. It is a transcript of the gene ITIH6, whose product is annotated as inter-alpha-trypsin inhibitor heavy chain family member 6. Gene Ontology annotation, biological process: hyaluronan metabolic process. The transcript has 14 exons. Lineage: Eukaryota; Metazoa; Chordata; Aves; Galliformes; Phasianidae. Bases 350 to 3427 code for a protein of 1025 amino acids. The record is from RefSeq and is a predicted model, not a curated record. Gene Ontology annotation, molecular function: serine-type endopeptidase inhibitor activity.
GGGAAAAGCUCCCGCCCAAAAUUACUUCAGGGAACAAAAUGGCGGCUGGGAGCCGCCCUGCAGAGAAAGAAAGAAUAAAUACGCUCAGCCUCAAGAAAGCAGGCAGCGAAGUUCAAACAAUCGGUCAGAAAUGUAGAAAGAAAGAAAGAGAAAAAAAAAAAGAAAAAAAAAGCGUGAAGUAAAGCAUUUCUGUCUUAGCCUGCGGACAAACCCGGUUUGUUUCUGUGAAUGCAGCAUUUGUGGGACGGAGGAAAAUGGGAUUAAAAAAAAAAACAGGAGGAAAGUAAAUAGAGAGGAAGGAGAGCUGUUCUGGGGGUGGGUGAGGAGCGAAGGCGGUGGAGGAGGAGACAUGGAGGAGCUGGGCUGCACCUGGGCUUGGUAUGCUGUGCUGCCUUUACUGCUGCCUGCCCCAGGUCUGUCCCUCAGCCCGGAGCUGCCAGCGAGGAGCUUUGGUGUGAGAGCAGCCAUCGUUUCCCGCUAUGCUUCCACCUGCGUGUGCAGCGCUGUGCACAACCCCCAUGCUGUGGCACGCCAUGCUGCCUUUGAGCUGGACCUGCCGCCUGCUGCCUUCAUCACCAACUUCACCGUGAUUGUUGGUGGCAAAGCCCACCAGGCUGAGGUGAUGGAGAAGCGCCGGGCUCGGGAGCUGUACGAAGCAGCCCGCCAGCAGGGCAGGACGGCUGCCCACGUUGGCACCAAAGAGAAGGAAACCCAACGCUUCCACGUGACGGCCUCAGUGGCAGCCGGCGGGGACGCCUCCUUUGAGCUGUGCUACGAGGAGCUGCUGCGGCGUCGCCUGGGCACGUACCGCUACACCGUGCACCUCCACCCCCAGCGGGUCGUACCCGAGCUCCGCGUGGAGCUGAGCAUCACCGAACGCGCCGGCAUUGCUGAGCUCCGCGUUCUGCCUCUGCCCGGAGGGCGGUUGACGCCGUCCGUCCGGGUGGAGAAAGGCACGCACUGCGCCCACGUUGCCUUCACGCCCACCCCCCAGGACCGGGCAGCACUGGGUGGUUUUGUGCUGGAGUACGACGUGGCGCGGCCUGACGCUGCGGGGGACGUGGAGCUGUACGACGGAUACUUCGUCCACUUCUUCGCACCCACCGGGCUGUCCCCCAUCCCGAAGGACAUUGUCUUCGUAAUCGACGUCAGCGGCUCCAUGUCGGGCACCAAGAUGAAGCAGACCAAGGCAGCCAUGCGCUCCAUCCUGCGUGACCUGCGACCCCGCGACCGCUUCAACAUCGUUGCCUUCUCCGAGGCCGCCUGCGUGUGGCAGGAGGGUGGCUCCAUCCCGGCCUCUGCGUCCUCCAUCCGCAGUGCCACGCGGUACAUUGACGCCCUGCAGGCAGACGGCUGUGAGUACCUCCAUACACAGCACCGCACAGACGUUGUAGGGACUGUAUGUGCAGUGUCGCCGCAUGGCUGCGAGUACUGCUGGAUGCGCAGCGCAUCACUCGCUCACACACGGUUGUACCGCGUUGCCCUCUUCUGGCUGCGUGAUCACACGCCUUCACCUCCUGCCCCCGCUGUUCCUGCAGGGACCGACAUCAACCACGCCCUGCAGGUGGCUGCUGCUCUCCUUCAGCAUCCGGCCGAGGAGCCCCGCGUUGCUCUGCUGCUCCUCCUGACGGACGGCGAGCCCACCGCGGGGGUGACCGACGGCCCCCGCAUCGUCUCCAACGCCCGCCGUGCCCUCUCCCAUUCAGCUGCUCUCCUUUUCGGCCUGGCUUUCGGGGCCGAUGCCGACUUUGCCCUCCUGCGCCGUCUCGCCGCCGCCAGCGGGGGAACAGCACGGCAUAUCCCCGAGGACGCAGAUGCUGCCUUCCGUCUCACCGACGUUUUCCAGGAGAUCGACAGCCCGCUCCUGCAGGACGUGGAGCUCACCUACCCCGGCACGGCCGCGCAGCUCAUCGCCCCAAAGCUGUUCCCCGGUUAUUUCCAAGGCUCUGAGCUGGUGGUGGCCGGCAGGCUGGAACCGGGCACGGAGCUGCUCCGGAUUCGAGCAUCCGGGCGGGGCGACGAGGGCGAGCUCCACGCCCACACCGAAGUGGUGGCCAACGUCACCGAGCUGCCACCCGGCUGUCCCCGCCUCCCCGCCGAGCUGCUCGGUGCCUUCGUCUGCCGGCUGUGGGCUUUUGUCACCAUCCAGGAGCUGCUGCGGGCUCAGCUGGGUGCCAACAGCACGGCCGCACGCCGCCGACUCGCUGCCGAGGCCACCGAGCUGUCCCUCCGCUAUCACUUUGUCACCCCCUUCACCUCCCUCGUGGUGGUGACAGCGGAUGACGGAGGACUGUCGUCCCCUCCCAGCAUCGCCACCAACGGCCCCACGGCGACACCGGACGUCACGGGGACACCGGACGGAGCUGUCACCGCUGCUGUUACGGUGCUGGGAGAACUCGGGGACCACGCGGUGACGGGGAACGCGGUGCCACCCACCGUGCAGCAGCGGCCCCCACCUCAGCUCCAAGUGCCCCCGGUGCCGUGGGGGGGUCCCAGCCUGCCCCGCGGCCCCGGGAAUGCGGUGCUGCUGCAGACAGAUGAGGCUGAGCUGUUGGCGCCCGGGGUGGGGAGUGAGGAAUUCGUGGAGUCCCUUAACCCCCCCGUCUAUGUCAUCCUCACACCCACAGGGCUCCCUGAUGAUGAAGAUGCCACAGAUCUUACCCGUGAUGUUGAUGUGGCUUCCUCGAGCCCCACGUUCUUCACCUUUUCUGCCUCAGUGGAUGGGGACCCCCACUUUGUGGCCCGAGUUCAGGGCACGCCGUACCCCCUCUGCUUCACCCUCGAUGGCCGCCCUGGGGACACCCUGCAGCUGCUGACCGACCCAUCGCUUGGGCUGAGGGUCCAUGGGCACCUGCUGAGCGCCCCAUCCUGGCCGAGCGCCCCGUCGCGUCCCCGCACCUUUGUCAGUGCUGUCACCAUUUUGGGGCACACCGUCGUCAUCACCGUCACCCUCCACGGGGUCCGUGUGAGCGGGGAGGGUCCCCCCAUUUCCCUGCCCUUCUCCCGUCCCACCCAACUCCACCUCCCCCCCGUGACGCUGCUUUUGGGGCCGGGGGGCCGCCUGCACCUCCAAUGGGGUCCUCGCUUGGAACUCGUGGUGUUGCGUCACCGCUACAGCCGACCCGGAGCCCUACAGCGCGACCACCUCGGCUUCUACAUCACCAAUGGCAGCCGGUUGUCGCCGGGGGCCGGAGGGCUGUUGGGCCGCCUGCGGGGCAUCCAGCUGUCCCCGCUGGGGACACCAGGAACGGCGCGGCUGUCCCGGGGUGAGGUAACAGUGAUGGCCACGCUGGUGACAAAGGAGCUGCAGGUGGCACAGGGAACAGCCCAGCCUGGCCGCUGCUGGUUGAUCCCACGUUCCGAAGUGUCCGUGCUGCUGGGGGGGCCCUAUGGGGAUUUCCUGUCCCCCUCUUCAUUGCUGGCCUGAGACCGUUCCCGCUCUCCCCACACAUGUGGGACUAUGGGGUGGGGGAUUCCAUGUCCCAGGUCUGGAGGUGGCCAUAAGGGGACACUGCAGCCACUGCUGGACCCCCAUGGGGGAUACCCCAUGGCCACCAGCGUCCCCAUGAACUCUGGGGUGACCCCAAUGCCACCACCAACGCUAUGGCCACGUGACACGGGAUGUCACGGCUGCCACCAACCCCGUGGAGUUGGGGAGGCCACCGUUGUCCCCAAGAACUCCAAGAGACCCCACAGCCACCGCCAACCCCAUAGAUAGGGGGACCCCAAAGCCAUUACCAACUUCUGGAGUGCUGAAACAAGCUGACCUGCCCCCCCAAACCCCUUCAGGAAACGGGGGACCACUCUGUAACCCUCCCCUAAAUAGCCAUGAGACCCCACCCCACAUCUCCAGACCGCCUCAACGCCCCGACUCCGCGUAUAUUUUUAUUGCCAAAGCUGCUUUUUUAACCAUUUCAUACAAAAAUAAUAAACCUCCGUCCUCAGAACUGCA